Molecule: messenger RNA, 1325 nt
Organism: Aegilops tauschii subsp. strangulata
Lineage: Eukaryota; Viridiplantae; Streptophyta; Magnoliopsida; Poales; Poaceae
Source: RefSeq, a predicted model, not a curated record
CCGCCCAAGGGAACGGAAUGACGCGGAGCGCACUACUCAUUCCCCACCCGCCGUCGACUCCAGCCUAGCCGCGUCGUCCCCUCCCCCGCCCCCGGCCCCGCCCGCCAGAUCUCCUCCGCAAUCCCCACCGGAGCCCUCCCCCGCGCGCGCCAGCAGGCGGAGGCAAGCAGGCGAGCGUGGCGAUGGCGUCGUCGCAGGCGAAUCUGGAGAAGAUGCAGCUCCGCCAGAGCUACCGCAACCUCUGGCACACCGACCUCCCCAACGCCAUCCAGGCCGACUUCCCCUACUGCUGCCUGUCGCUCUGGUGUGGGCCAUGCGUGUCAUACAUGCUUCGUAAAAGGGCUCUCUACAAUGACAUGUCAAGGUAUACGUGCUGUGCUGGCUAUAUGCCGUGUAGUGGCAAGUGUGGUGAAAGCAAAUGCCCAGAAUUCUGUCUUGCAACUGAGGUGUUUCUGUGCUUUGGUAAUUCAGUUGCUUCAACCCGCUUCUUGCUUCAAGACGAAUUCAACAUACAGACAACCAAGUGUGAUAACUGCAUCAUUGGUUUCAUGUUCUGCCUUCAACAAGUUGCUUGCAUCUUCUCAAUAGUUGCUGCUAUUGUCGGUAGUGAGGAACUUUCAGAGGCUUCCCAGAUCCUUUCCUGCCUGUCUGAUAUGGUCUACUGCUCGGUUUGCGCCUGUAUGCAGACACAGCACAAGGUUGAAAUGGACAAGAGGGAUGGGAAGUUCGGGCCACAGCCCAUGCAAGUGCCUCCAAUGCAGCAGAUGUCACGCAUCGAUCAGCCUGUCCCUCCACCCGCUGGCUAUGCACCACAACCAGCAUACGGCCAGCCUUAUGGUGCCUACCCACCUCCUCCAGCUCAGGGUUACCCACCGCCGCCAGCUCAAGGCUACCCACCGGCAGGUUACCCGCCAGCAGGUUACCCCCAGGCCCAGGGCAGUUCAUACCCUCCACCUGGUUCGUAUCCCCCACCUGGUUCCUACCCCCCUCCGCAGGGCUACUACGGAAAGUAAAGUGCGUGCAGCGACCGGAGUGGUAUUCGUUGGCGAGGCAACAGAAGUAUCGUGAACAUGUAAACAGUAGGACUAUUGUAGUGAUAUAUAGGUGAUGUUAAGGUACUCGUCGAUAUUGGUCUGGGUGCUGAACUGGGAACCGCAUUUGGGUCUCCUCUGGGUGGUGAACUGUCUCUGGAUUUCUUCUGGGUGGUCAUUGGUCAACUAUGAACUGCAUCGCGUCUGUAGUUCCUCUGGGUGUUAAAACUGUGAACUCUUCGCAUUCCGAGUAUGUUGUUCUCCGAAUAAAUAUGAGCGGCGGUGUGUUACUAA